AUCUAAUAAAACUACUAUGUUUCGCAGCGACUUUUUUCUCUCAUCACUCGCCACCCGUACCGUAGACUCUUGCCAAGAACACGUCCAUGCUACAUCUUUUCCAUUUUCUUUAGCCCCUCUCUCUGAAGAAACAAACAGAACAAGUACAAUCACAGGUCCAGACUCCAGAGUCGUUAAAAUUUCCUGAGAUGAUGAUAUGCAUAUGCAUGCUUCCAUAUUUCAAGAAACUUAUUCCUCUGUUUCUAGCAUCGCUCCUCGUAUUUAGCAGAGUCUCUGCAAGGUUUGUUGUAGAGAAGAAUAGCAUCCGAGUGCUAUCUCCAUUGAGUCUGCGAACAAAGCAUGACGGUGCCAUAGGUAACUUUGGAAUACCAGACUACGGAGGGUUUAUUGUAGGCUCAGUGGUUUAUCCAGAUAAAGGGGCUAAUGGCUGUGAACCCUUUGAUGGUGUGCCCUUCAAGUCCAAGUUUCCUCGCCCCUCUGUUCUCCUUCUUGAUCGUGGAGAUUGUUACUUUGCCUUGAAGGCAUGGCAUGGCCAACAGGCUGGAGCUGCAGCAGUAUUGGUGGCUGAUAGCAUAGAUGAACCUCUAAUAACUAUGGAUUCUCCUGAGGAAAGCUCUGACGCAAAUGAGUAUGUGGAGAAGAUAGGAAUUCCGUCAGCUUUGAUAGAAAAGUCUUUUGGUGACAGCCUGAAGGAGGCCUUGAAGAAGAAUGAAGAUGUAGUGGUAAAGUUAGACUGGAGCGAGUCAAUGCCCCAUCCUGACCAGAGAGUUGAAUAUGAGCUUUGGACGAAUAGCAAUGAUGAAUGUGGGGUUCGUUGCGAUGAGCAGAUGAAUUUUGUAAAGAAUUUCAAGGGCAAUGCGCAGAUACUUGAAAAAUGGGGUUACACUUUGUUCACACCACAUUACAUAACUUGGUAUUGUCCUCGGGCUUUUGUUUCUAGCAGUCAGUGCAAGUCUCAGUGCAUAAACCAUGGAAGAUAUUGUGCUCCUGAUCCAGAACAAGAUUUUGCAGAGGGAUAUCAAGGAAAAGAAGUGGUGUUUGAGAACUUGAGACAGCUCUGUGUGCACAGAGUUGCCAAUGAGAGCAAGAGGUCUUGGAUUUGGUGGGAUUACGUAACAGAUUUCCAUAUCAGGUGUUCAAUGAAGGAUAAGAGAUACAGCAAAGAAUGUGCUGAGGAUGUCAUGCGCUCACUUGAUUUGCCUGUUGAGAAAAUCAAAAAGUGCAUGGGUGAUCCUGAAGCUGAUGUCGAGAACGAAGUCCUGAAAACUGAGCAAGAGCUUCAGGUUGGCCGAGGUUCUCGUGGUGAUGUUACCAUUUUGCCAACAUUGGUUAUCAAUAAUGUUCAAUAUCGAGGAAAAUUGGAUAGAACUGCUGUGCUUAAGGCCAUCUGUGCUGGAUUUAAGGAGACCACAGAACCUCCAGUUUGUUUAAGUGCAGAUCUCGAAACUAAUGAGUGCCUUGAAAGAAAUGGUGGUUGUUGGCAGGAUAAACAAGCUAACAUUACUGCGUGCAAGGAUACAUUCAGAGGACGAGUGUGUGAAUGCCCCACUGUGAAGGGUGUGCAGUAUCAAGGAGAUGGUUAUGUAACUUGUGAAGCUUUUGGACCUGCGAGAUGUACAAUUAACAACGGAGGUUGCUGGUCUGAAACAAUAAAUGGAUUAACUUUCUCAGCCUGCUCAGAAACCCAAUUAAGAGGUUGUCAUUGUCCACAAGGCUUCAGAGGGGAUGGUCAAAAAUGUGAAGAUAUCAAUGAAUGCAAGGAAGGAAGUGUUUGUCGUUGUGAUGGCUGCUCCUGUAAAAACACUUGGGGUGCAUAUGAGUGCAAGUGCAAAGGUGACCUUCUCUAUAUAAGGGAGCAAGAUUCUUGCAUUGAGAGAAAUGGAUCACGCUUUGGGUGGUUCCUCACCUUCUUGGUCCUGGCAGCUGUGACAGUUGCUGGCUUAGCUGGGUAUAUAUUCUACAAAUAUAGGCUCCGGUCUUACAUGGACUCCGAGAUUAUGGCUAUCAUGUCGCAGUACAUGCCUCUUGACAAUCACCAUAACAACGAAGUUCCUAGUGAGGUUGGACCUUAAUUUGCGACAAAACUCAACAAUAGAAACAAAGAUGGAGGGAGGAGGUUACAAGCAAUCAGUUGGAUUUUAUCCGUUAUGCUUUAUGCUGGUCCUGAAAUUCAAGUGAUCUAUAUAUACAUAUACAUAGAUAGAUACAGUUUGCGAAAAUGACCAAAAAGACAGACUUCUUUUACUGCUAUAUAUACAGGCACAGCCACCAUGAGUUAUCUUUAUACAGAAAAUUUCCUUCACAGAUAGAAUCCUCUUUUUUAUAUUUUUAAAAAGGUUUUUACUCUCUUUAUGGUAGGUUGUAGGCAAAAUAGUUGAGAUGUAAACAUAGAUUGAAGUUCAGGUGAUGACUCAUGAUCUAUAUUCUAUUUUCUAUACAAGUAUAAGAAAAGUAAAAGAAUAAAAGUGUUGUUGUAAAAGUAAAUAAUUCCUAGCAUUACCAACAAUUGUAGCUUGUAAGCAGAUUUUAAGGUAAAAAAAAGUUGUGUAUUUAUUU
Durio zibethinus is the source of this 2556-nucleotide messenger RNA. RefSeq names its product vacuolar-sorting receptor 7-like. The record is from RefSeq and is a predicted model, not a curated record. Gene Ontology annotation, molecular function: calcium ion binding. NCBI's taxonomy places the organism in Eukaryota, Viridiplantae, Streptophyta, Magnoliopsida, Malvales, Malvaceae.